CCCCGAUGCAAAGAAAAUAGAUAAAAAAAGCAACAUAGAGUGCUUAAUAGAACAAGAACGCAGCCAAAGUGAUUAUGGCAUAGAAGAACUUAAAUACAAGAAAGUUUAUAUCUUUCUAUUGGUCAAAGAAGAGAUCUCGCAAAAAAGCAACAAAGAGAAGAUAUGUAUAGAUAUAGAUUUAGCAGAAACUUCAAAAUCAAAACAUGUGGCAGUAUCAAUAUAUACAGAGAUGGCAGAUAUGAAAAUGAUCACUGAAAAACGCUUAACACCUGAGAAGAGCCAAGCCCAGGCCACAACAGCAGACAAAGCAUUGCAAGAAGGCUGCCAGAUAACAGUAGCCAGAGAUUUUUGUUAG
Molecule: messenger RNA, 355 nt
Organism: Dentiscutata heterogama
Lineage: Eukaryota; Fungi; Glomeromycota; Glomeromycetes; Diversisporales; Gigasporaceae
Source: the annotation of a GenBank genome assembly